Molecule: messenger RNA, 1270 nt
Organism: Sorghum bicolor (sorghum)
Lineage: Eukaryota; Viridiplantae; Streptophyta; Magnoliopsida; Poales; Poaceae
Product: peroxidase P7
Exons: 2
Coding region: 133-1122 (329 amino acids)
Biological process (GO): hydrogen peroxide catabolic process; response to oxidative stress
Molecular function (GO): heme binding; peroxidase activity
Source: RefSeq, a predicted model, not a curated record
AAUCACUCUCCAUCCCUCCUGAUUCUGAUUCUGAUCAUAUCCAGCGAACACUACGCACUACUAGAAAACAACACCGUCGGACGCCGGGACAACCUUUAGUCGGCACGUACGGCACCUUGAUUGACAACAGCCAUGUCGCCUUCCACCAGGAGCUGUUCAUGGCUUGUUCUUGUUCCCCUGAUCCUCUCGAUUCUUCUCGCGUGCACUGCCAACGGCGACCAUCUAAAGGUGGGCUACUACGACAAUACGUGCCCCAACGUGCAGCAGAUCGUGCACUCCGUGAUGGCGUCCAGGGUCGACGCCGACCAGUCGAUGGCGCCCGCCGUGCUCCGCCUCUUCUUCCACGACUGCUUCGUCGACGGGUGCGACGGCUCCGUCCUACUGGACGGGACGCCCUUCUCCGGGAGCGAGAAGGACGCCAAGCCCAACGCCAACUCGCUCCGGGGCUUCGACGUGAUCGACGAGAUCAAGUCCCACGUCGAGCAUGCCUGCCCGGCCACGGUCUCCUGCGCCGACAUCCUCGCGCUCGCCUCCCGCGACGCCGUCGCGCUGCUCGGGGGCCCGACGUGGGAAGUGCAGCUCGGCCGCAGGGACUCGCGCGGCGCCAACAGGACCGCCGCCGAGUACGGUCUCCCAGCCCCGAACUCCACCCUCGCCGAGCUCAUUGGCCUGUUCAGGCACCACGGCCUCGACGCGCGCGACAUGGCGGCGCUCUCCGGCGCGCACACCAUCGGCACGGCGCGGUGCCACCACUACAGGAACCGAGCCUACGGCUACGGCGGCGAGGGCGGCGCCGCCGCCAUCGACCCCGCGUUCGCGGAGCGGCGCAGGCAGACGUGCCAGUCCGCUUAUGACGCGCCGGCGCCGUUCGACGAGCAGACCCCGAUGGGGUUCGACAACGCCUACUACCGGGACCUCGUGGCGCGGCGCGGCCUCCUCACCUCCGACCAGGCGCUCUACGGCGGCGGUGGACCGCUGGACAAUCUGGUGGAAAUGUACAGCACGGACGGCAAGGCGUUCGCCAAGGAUUUUGCCAGGGCAAUGGUGAAGAUGGGCAAAAUACCACCGCCACCACAGAUGCAGGUGGAGGUCAGACUCAGCUGCAGUAACAUCAACUGGUGAUAUGCUGUAUAUAUAUAUAUGGAGGUAGAUGCAAUUCAAUUUAUAUACAAAUAAAACUAGUUAUGGAUCAAUUGUAAUCGAAUCAUAAUUACUUCAUUUGUGUUUUUGCUUAUUAAGCAAGUUGUAUAUUUGUUAUUUUAAUUAUACA